AUGCUGGAAUCGUUUACAGACGACGAUCCCUCCGAGCUACCUGACUUGGCGGUGGCCAUCGAUGCUGGGGAAGUACUCGGGGAAGAGGAUAUUUUCUUGAAGCAUUUUGAAGACUUCAUGAUGGAGAUGGGGCAGGCCGAAAUGGAUGAUGCAGAUGUACUGUUUCCGUCUGGGGACUUGUUCACCGAUCUGGCGUCGCCUAUAUUCCGACCAGAGGCGUUGGCAAUACUGCAAACCAAGACCGAGACCGUCGUCAACGACCUGCACCAGCUUCAUCAGUCACUCGCCGCAUACGACGCAUGUUAUCGCGGUUCAUUCGACAGACCUACCGCGAAAGAGGUGCUCGGGCCCGAGAGCAUCAUUCGCUUCGCAGCAACCUACUUCCAUCUGAGCCACCACCACAUCCCUAUUGUGCAUAGACCUUCAUUUGGCUUGCCCGAAACCUCAACGACGCUGCUGCUAGCCGUGGCGCUCGCAGGAGCCCUACGGUCGCCGCCCCGAGACGACGCCCUUUCCGUGCGGGCGUUGGCGCGAUUGUUCGAAGAGUACAUUUUCCUCCGGCUUGCGGACAUAAUGUCUACACAUGAAGCUUCAGUCGGAUCGCUGAACGACAACGAUCUCUUGGGAACGGUACAGGCGGCGAUUCUGGUCAACAAUGUGCAGUUCAUGAACAAUGACGUGGCGACUCGGCGGAGGAUACGGACGCAGAGACUGCCUGCCUUGGUAGCCACGGUCCGACGGCUUGGACUGUUCGCGAUGAGACACUCCCCCGACACGGACUGGGCGCAACAUGUCCAAGAACAAAGCUGUAUCCGGAUUGCCCAUUGGACAGCAAUGGCCGACUGGCACCAAAGCAUCAUGUUUCAUAUGCCGCCGCUCGUUGCCAUCUCUGAGUUGAUUGGGGAUAUGCCCGAGGCGGUCGAUGCGUGGGACGCAGACCAGCUUUCGGAACCUGAGGUUCAAGACCGUCACGCAGGAGAAGCGAGAGUGCAUGCCGGCCUGCGUUCUAUCAGUGAUUACGUCCGCGUUCUGAUGCAAGACCGAAUUGAAAACUGGCAGGCCGCUGCUCUGCGUUGCGUGUCCAUGUCGAACAUGUAUCUGAUCAUUACGGGAAGCAUUUCGUCCGUCACGAUGAGGAUGCUCGGCAAAGGUCUGGGCGCGUGGGCAUGUCUGGCACUAUGGGCCAGACGCAGCUACGCCGUGCCGCCGACGCCGGCUCCCGAACCACGAGAGAUGGUAUUCGAGCAUGGCAUGGGUGCCCACGACGUUGUCUACCAUAUAACCAUUCCUCAAUUCGCCAACGAACCCCUCAUGCACUUCCCGACUGUGACUCCCGCCCAAGUGCAGCGACAGGGUGGAAUCCAGGAGCUGGAUGGAUACGCGUUGCCCCGUCUGCUACUGACCAGCAGUAACCUGAGUGAGGUUCUCGAGCAAGGAGCGCACAAUCCGGGCUCGUGGAUCUACGAGCUGGCCACUGGACCUCACAUGAUAGAGUCGGGGGCUAUCAAUGCUGAUCCAGACGCUGAGCCGAGGCAUUACCUGGCUGUUGGAGGCAUCGUCUGGUCGCAAAUCAUAAGCUUCGCCGUCACAGACGGGCAGGACAGGGCAGAAGACCUCGAAUGGCAGGUAAACUCCGCAUAUAACAAUACGUGGGAGCGGUUCGGGGCCAGUCAGUGGCAGCCGAUAUUCGGAGGCGAUGGCCCAGGAGCAGCCGAGCAGUCAGAGAGGCUUCAACGCCUCGCUGCAGAUGAGAUGGACCCCUAUGGCGAGUUUCUGGACGAACUAACGGGCAAUUAUAAUCCGGCCUUAGACGACGCGCAGCGCCAGACGCUCCGAGAGCUACUCGACUGGGACCGAACACAUUUCCCCGCCCGCACAUGGCCCCUAGCCCGCCAGAAUAAUUGGGGCCUCCCGUCGGCGAUCGACGUCGUCCGCCUACUGCGAUUCCUCGCAGGGCCGCACUUCUCGGGGGCUAGAUAUACCAUGGCGCUCGACGGCGUUGAUCCCAGAGGCAAGUACACGUCGUUGGCCACUAUACCUGCGUGGCUGUCUGCGAAACACCGCACAAGCAGGGGCAGUGCCCGGCAUUCGUCGUGCCACGGGAUCGCUGAUGAGCAGCAGGACUCGGUCGGCCCGAUCAGGGCUGGCUACCUCCCAACCAGGCGAGAAUGGAACGCCUAA
Molecule: messenger RNA, 2181 nt
Organism: Purpureocillium lilacinum
Lineage: Eukaryota; Fungi; Ascomycota; Sordariomycetes; Hypocreales; Ophiocordycipitaceae
Source: RefSeq, a predicted model, not a curated record